Molecule: messenger RNA, 1755 nt
Organism: Acanthosepion pharaonis
Lineage: Eukaryota; Metazoa; Mollusca; Cephalopoda; Sepiida; Sepiidae
Source: the annotation of a GenBank genome assembly
AUGUAUGUUUUUUUUUCUUCAUUUCAGAUGUGUACAUUUGGUGGCCGUUUUUUGAAAAAUGGUGUAUGUUUCUUUAACAGAAAAAGUGAUUUAGUCCAAUCAUCUCUUUAUAAUGUACUUGAAAAACUCACCCACCCUCCUCCACACAAAAAAUUGUGUGUUGAAUCGAACCUACCAAAAGAACCGCAGCUUGUGACGAAUUCCAAGGACCCAUAUGAAUUCAAUAUGGUGGAUACGACCUCUGGGAGUAGCCACAGUUCAAACAGUGUUAUCAAUUCUACAAACAAAGGUGCUGUGAAGCCUAAAUCAAAAUCCUCUGCCAGUAAAUCGUCAAAACCAAAAGACAGUGGCACGAAAAGCCCAGGGCUUCUCUCGUCGGCGGCAGGUAGUAAUGUAGCGAAACGGAAACGUAGCAGCAGUAUUGUUCAGCAAGUUGGCCACACUUUGGCUGCCACAUCGAAUCCAAGUUGCAGCAAUGUGGCCAACAAUGUUAUGAACAUGUUAUACAGUCAUAACAAUGCCCUCGCCUUCACCUACCCGAACGUUAAUUUAAGCAGUACCACACUUAAUCAUUUCAAUGCAAAUCUACCAACAAGGAAGCAACCUUCCUCUUACAAGGAACUUGGAUUUGUGGUCACUGGUUUUGAUAACCGGAAUUAUUUGGUAAAUGGACAAUAUGUUAACAACGCCUGCAUGCCAGAUACGGUGAUGGCACAACUUCCAACACAAGAGGAACGGUGCAGCAGCAGUGGCGGAAGUGGCAGUGUCAAGCGUAGUCACAAUGGGAGUGUAAAAAGCUCCUGCGCUGGUAGCAAAACAACCAGUGUGCUGGAUUCUUCUUCUUCUUCCUCUUCUCAAUCUGUUUCAAGCAACAGCCUUUUUGCCUCCGUGCCACGGAACACUACCAUGUAUAUGGAUGCUGGCUCAGUGCUGGCAUCAGUCACUCUUGGAGCGACAUCAAACAGCACUGUUGUCUCACUGAGCAACAGUGCUCAGUCACCCACUCAGCCAAGUCCCUCGGCGACCCCGAGUCCACAUCACAGAUCAGGUUCUGUGAGUCCUCAGGUCACUGUGUCAUCCCCAUUACCAAAUGGAAUAGUACCGUCCCCCUCUGAAAAAGGUUCCAGCAAUCAUCGGCACACUGUUCAGGGAUCAGUGCAGCGAGCGCACAAAUCGUCAGGUGCGCUGCAAUCAAGUCAAGCCAUCAAUGUCCAUAGCAACAGCAAAGCCCGUCACUCAUCUUCAUUGUCGUCUUCAUCAGCCAACUCUACUGCCAAGUUGCAGCAUCAGAGCAGUGGUAGUGCAGCAGGAGCUGGCAGUGGUGGUUCCAGUGGAGAUGGUGGAAGUGGAGGAGGAAGAGGCAGCAGUAGCAGCAGCAGUCCAAAAUUGUCCUCGACUACAGCAUCAACAUCUGCAUCUGCUGCUACACUGACCACUGCUGCAACGGGCAGCAGUGGGAAAGGUGGGCACCAGCACCAUCACCAGACACUUGCUCAUAUGCAUAUCAAAUCAGCAGCAGGUUCAGCUGCUGCUUCUGGGGGGGGGAGCAAUGCAAUAACAAAGACACUUGGGGGCAGGCUGAAUGUGCCCUCACUUCAGGUGACUUUUCCAUUGUCACGUCAGGUGAUGGCCACCGGUUCACAACCCCAAACCGUCUUUGCCAUGCGGCCGACAGAUGACAGACAGAGACAAGACUUGACCAGUGCUGUUCAGCCACAAGGACAUGGGGGCUCAUCAUCUAGCAUGAUCUCUUAG